Molecule: messenger RNA, 10635 nt
Organism: Haliotis rubra (blacklip abalone)
Lineage: Eukaryota; Metazoa; Mollusca; Gastropoda; Lepetellida; Haliotidae
Product: SNF-related serine/threonine-protein kinase-like
Exons: 7
Coding region: 138-3164 (1008 amino acids)
Biological process (GO): microtubule cytoskeleton organization; protein phosphorylation; intracellular signal transduction
Cellular component (GO): cytoplasm
Molecular function (GO): protein serine/threonine kinase activity; ATP binding; tau-protein kinase activity
Source: RefSeq, a predicted model, not a curated record
UGGCCGUCAAUGUGAUUCGAAAACGGGAGACAGUCGUUUAGCGUGACGACAAAUCUGUAUUUGCCAAAAGGGUGAAGGGCUGAAAGCUAUUGGAACGCCCUAUAAAUGAGACCCAGUGAGUUUGAACGGCUGAUCAGAUGUCCGGGAUGGAAACGAGGAAACAACGAGGCGAUUAUGAUGGUAAAAUCGCCGGUUUGUACGAUUUGGAGGACACAAUCGGACGAGGCCAUUUUGCUGUCGUAAAACUUGCAAGACAUGUAUUUACAGGCGAAAAAGUUGCGGUGAAAGUCAUCGAUAAGACAAAAUUGGAUGAAAUAUCUCGUUCACACUUAUUUCAGGAAGUACGAUGCAUGAAAUUGGUGCAACACCCCAACGUCGUGCGUUUGUACGAGGUGAUAGACACACAGACCAAGUUGUAUUUGAUAUUGGAGCUUGGGGAUGGAGGAGAUAUGUAUGAUUAUAUCAUGAAACAUGACGGUGGAUUGGAAGAAAAUGUAGCCAGACGAUACUUUAGACAAAUAGUAGAAGCGAUAUCGUAUUGCCACAGACUUCACGUUGUUCACAGGGAUUUAAAACCCGAGAAUGUGGUGUUUUUCGAGAAACUGGGUCUGGUGAAAUUGACAGAUUUUGGAUUCAGUAAUAUGUUUAAUCCAGGGAAAAAGUUGGAGACAUCGUGUGGUUCACUUGCAUAUUCAGCUCCAGAAAUCCUUCUUGGAGAUUCCUAUGAUGCACCAGCAGUAGAUGUAUGGAGUCUUGGGGUGAUUCUCUACAUGCUAGUUUGUGGCUGUGCCCCCUUCCAAGAAGCCAAUGACAGCGAAACACUGACCAUGAUCAUGGACUGCAAGUUCAACAUCCCCGACCACAUCUCUAGCAACUGCAGGGAAUUGAUUCGUGGUAUGCUGAUCCGCGAGCCAUCACGGAGGCUGACACUUGAUCAGAUUCUACGCCAUGAGUGGGUGACUGUGGGGGGAGAGUACAACCCAGUGUUCUACAUGCCCCUCAUCUCACACGAACACUUGACACCUGAAGACCACACCUACGUCGUACAACGCAUGGUGGAGGGGAAGAUUGCAUCCAAGGAUGAGAUUGUCAGCUCUCUUGACAAAGAUUCAUAUGAUCACAUCACUGCCACAUACUACUUGCUGGCCGAGCGUAAGCUGAAGAAACACCAGCAUGAGAUGCAGCAGGCUGCAAGUCAACUGCGGAAACAGUCCGCCCCUGGACACUCCCAGAAACCACACCUCGAGCCACUGUCCCUCUCACCUCGCAAGCAAAGAGAAGUGAAGAAGACUAAAACUGCCCCAAUAGGUUGGGGCAUGGAUGCAGACUCCCUAGCUAUAAGCCCUACUAUCUCCCAGCCUAUGUCCGCUGACAGCAGUCUUAAUAGACCAGUGUUUGUGAAGACUUUGACCUCAAGCAUGACACUUGACCGUAAAAGUAACCAAAAGAAACGCCUAUCUAAAUCGGGUGCAGUCUCUCCAGGUGUGGUCGGCUUACCGUCUCCACCUGAGAUCAACCUUUUGUCCAAAUCGGAACCAGAUGCUGAGAAUAUGAAAAAGAGCAUUUCAGUUUCUGCCAAAUUUUCCAAAAUUGCCAUAUUAAGUUCAUUCUUUGAACGAAAAGCUGCUGCAGCUGCAGGGAAGGGCCCCACCCCAGACCACAAAACUGGGUUUUUCCUACCCGGAGGUGGAAAGAAAGCAGACAACGUGAGGCAAAGACUCCUGAACAAGGCAGUGACGCCCAACUCUCCCCCAUUCUUGACGCUGGAAGCAUUGGCGUCGCGAUUCCAGGGAGUGCAAACAGAGCCAUCUGAUCCCAAGGAUGCAUUGAAGCCAACGUACGUGCAGUCACUGGUGUCUCCUCCCGGCACCCAUCCCUCCCCGUCUGCAUCCCCCAAGCAUAAUGCAGUCAGCCCUGAGAAGCACUACAGGAUGAGGAAGUGUAGUCUGAUCAAGGAGGAGUCCCAGGAUUCACAGGAGGAUGGCUCGGACAUGGAUGUGGAGGAGUCUGGGAUGAUGAAGCCCAUUGUGUCCUGUGAAAGUUUGGAGAGUAUGGUCUCAGUGUCACAUUGCCAGCAGAGCUCAUCAUUGGAGUCCAUUUCGAGGCAGUCCACAUCCCAGUCGAUGCCAUCGCAGCAGACGACAUCCAAGCAGGUGGUGCCGCAGGUGACUGUGACAAAGCAACCGUCUGUUCAGCAGACGUCUUCGACAGGAAAAGAACUUGGUUCGACCCGAUGGCCGUUGAAGUCUGUGAACAGCUCUCCACAACUCCUUAAUCAGAUUUUUGAGGAAAAUGAAUCUGAUGAAGAAGAGGACUUUGUCCCCCAGAAGUUACACUCACCCCGUACAUUUGUCAGCAGCAUGGCAUCACCUGAAAUCCUGCGUAAGUAUGAGCAGCGGAAGAAACGCCGUGGAGCAGGUCAACGAGGUACAAGCUGUAGCAGUUCAGAUGCCAGUGAUACUGAUGAUACCGAGGGCAGGUCACGCAAGGAUAAGUUGAAGCAUAAGUUUGUCCAUCGCCGUGACAGCAGUGACCAUUCUAGUGAUACCGAUGGGCCAGGUGGACAUGGGGGAAACAUGGGAGGUGGGGCACGCUUCAGUGGAGGAGGGGGUUCAUCCAGAGGAUCUCAUGGGGGUAACCGCAAAGAUUCAGGGAAGAAAGACAACUCUGGCAACCAAGGCUCGAAAGGUCAGGGGAGCCAGGGUUCCAAGCAGAAUCAAGCAAACACCAGCAAUGGGGCAGAACUGAAUCUGAAAGCACUGACCAAGAAGUUGAGUCAGCUAAGUGUGAACUCUCUGUCAUCUAUGUCUAGUGUAGGGAGUGUUGGCAAUGGGAAUUGUGCCACAUCUGCCUCAUCAACGGCUCAGUGGACGAUAGGUAAUACUCCAAUACAAUACAUAGGGCGUACAGACUCGGAGCUAUAUGUCGAAGCCAAGUCCCUUCAGUUCAGUGAGCUCUCAGAGUACACCGACCAUGACCUUGGAGACAGGUCGUCAGUAUGUUCAUCAGAUUGUGUUCUGAUGCAGCGUAAAGGUCACCGAGCACGCUCCAAGAUCACAACUGACAUCAACAGCAACGGUGUGCCGCCAAGCUACUGUAAGCCAGGAGGGGCUCAACAACUAUCUGUGAUGAAAGUCGAGUCAAAAUGUUGUUCUGUAGUUUGAAGUUUCUUGUUAUGUAGAUAGUAAAUGUUAAGGUUUUUGUGGCCAAGAGAAUGUACAUUUUGUAUGUAAUGUAUAGUUAAAAUGUUUGCAGAAAUGCAGGACCUGACGUGUUCACAAAGAAUACGACAACAGGCGAGUGAGGCUUCCACAAGCUUAUCUUGUCAUGAGUCAUUGUAGCAGAAUGUCAAAGGAUGGUACAUCUACUACCAAAGUUGAUCAUAUGGGAGAAAUUUUGAUUGGUUUGCAACAUGUUUAAUUAGCAUUUUGUGUCCUUAUUCUGUUCCCUUACAACAACAAUUCUGGCUUUGAUAUCGUAAUCUUUCCAAAGUAAUGUCUUUGCUGCAUCUGUUGUACAAACUGCAUCCUGUUUUCAUGUACCAUCUUAUCAUUUUGGGGAUCCAAGCUAACCAACAUUGGUGUUUUAAAUUGAUGAGAGCCAAAUGUUUUAUUGUAUGUUUGUGUGUUAAAGUAUCUGAUCGGGAGUCGGCUAAGAUUGUCGUACUUUGUCAUCCCCCAUGUCCAAAGCUCUUUCAAAGUGCUACUUUUAUGUCCUGAAAUGCAAUAUACUCAUAAUUAUACACUGAACUUUUAACAUGGGUUUAGGCCAUAAUAGACUGACUGGUUGUUUUAACAAUAUUUUAUGACUAGACAAUUUUACAGCAUUUUAUCUGACAGCAAUUGGUAUUUGACCUGAACAUAUGUAGUGUUUCUCACAUACAGGGAAACAUGUACAAGUCAAACUACAAUUGUACAUGGUGAUAGAGACUGUCCACCCAUCCUGGAAGUAAAUGUGUAGCCUUAGUAAAUUAUUCAACAGUAUGCUGUAUCUGAGUGUAGCUUAGGCUGCAUGCUAGACUGUGUCUGUAGUCUGAGGAAGAGGUUGUGUGGACAGGUUCUAUCGCUGAUGUAUUGUGUCUUUCAUGCAUGUCUGGGUGUGUUGAUGCAGUCAGUCAAUGUGCAGGUGCCAAUACCAAUGUGAUAGUCCCUGUAACUAUAGUAUUGUGUAGGGAGGGCUCUGAGGUUGUCAGAGAAACCUGUGCCAUCAGUGCAGUCCUGUAUCAAAAGCACUGUCUGGCAUUGUAACAAGUCACCCUUAUAAGUAACUAUGAUAACUGUGUAUAGUAGCUCCAGUAAUCCAUUACUGUAAGACACCUUGCAUUCAAGAAUUAUAUCCUUCUUCAUGCAAAGGUGGUUCGGUUGUAUGAUGCGCUGCAAUCUUGUAUCUCUAGGGCUCUCCAGAAACCCUGGUCAGGGGUCCGAAUGCUGGUUUCCCCUGAUUAGGUUACUAGGUUUGUAUCCCUAAGGGCUCUCUAGUAUGCUAGAUCAAAGGUCUGAAUGCUGGUUAACCCUGGUUAGGUUUCUACUGGCAAACAAGGAUAAGUUGAGCACCGACCUGACAAUUGACUUGUAUGAGCAUGUAUGAGUGCCGCCCACUGGCCCUUGCCAUUGGUAGCGAAGGGGCUCCGGGUUGUCCGCGAUCAAGUGUAGUGCGAUGGGUGAAGUGCGUGGCCUGUCUCAGCAAAUGACAGCUACACACGGAAUCAAUUUCAUUGUCAUGCAAUGCACGUACACUAGCCUACACCUGCUCUACCUUUUACAAACCAAAUGGGUUUGCUCAUUGCCGUGCACUGCCUACUUCUCGUAAACGUGUUCUCUGUGCCGGUCCAACUGAUCCUUGUUUGCCAGUAGGUUUGUAUCCCAAGGGUUCUCCAGAAAUCUGGAUCAAGGUUUGCACCAUACAUAUCCUCGUUGGUUUAACCAAAGUCGUAAAUGCCUGAGAGCUGCAGCACUUUAGGCUUUCUUUCAAAAUUAAGCCGACAUGCUAACAGAAACAGAAUAAUGUUUAAAGCAGUGCAAAACCAAACUGACUCACUCACUUGUAUAUGCAGGCGUGUAAGUGUGUUUUUAUUCUCCAUAUUAUCAUUGUAUGUAAACUAUAUUUGUUGAGUAGAAGCCAAUUAUCUAAAUCGCUCUCAGCUUGAUUACUGGACUUAGAUAAUUUAGAUAGUUGGCUUCUACUCAACAAAUAUCGUCUACACGCAAUGAUAAUAUGGAGAAUAAAAACACACUUACACGCCUGCAUAUACAAGUGAGUGAGUUUGGUUUGGCACUGCUUUAAACAUUAUUCUGUUUAAAUUGUAGCAUGUCGGCUUGAUUUGGAAUACAUUAGUAUCUGGAGAAUCAAUGUGUCCCUUGAUGUGGAUAUGAGAGACCUGUGUGACUUGUUACAGCCUCAGUUGCCAGCUGUAUCUGAGACUGUAUUGAAGGGACACAGUGUUCCCUGCAGCAACCUAGCCUGACCCUGUUCGUGUCGCUGUGCAUAAUUAACUGAAUCCUGCUGUCAGUUUACCAUCUCACUGUUUGUCACACUAUUGUCUGAGCUUCUUCUGAUGUGUAAAACUAGUCCUGGAUUCUUCCCAGAUUGUACAGAAUCCAGUUACUUCUCCUGCAGCAGGCACAUAAUGUAAGCUGAGACAGUGUAGUUGUAAUAACUUGUAAGAAUUAUUGUAACAAGUGGACUAUUGGUCCAUUCUUCUUAGGAAAAGGAUAAGCAAUAUACAAAAAAAACUGCAUUAACUUAAACGAUGAUGAAACAUCAGCAGCUCCCAAUCAGCACCUUUGGCCAAUAUCAGCUUUUAGCUGCAACUAUGGCUAAGUUGAUAUAUUUGUGAUGUACCAACGGCGAUGACUUAACGAGGUCUCACUAUUCUAAGACAAAGUUCUGUCUAUUUAAGACUAGAACCAUUGAAGUUUCUCAAAUGGUAUAAUUUACUGGUCAACAUACUAUAGUAUUAUAUAUCAUUCAUCUAUUUAAACGACCCUUUCCUCAUUACUAAACCUACAUGUUAGUAAAACUAAGACUAAAACUGACAGAUAAACCAUUAAAGAACCUUUGUCUAGUCAUAUAUGACUUUCAAGGAUAUUAUCAACCUGUUUCCAUUCACUGCCAUGAUUGUGACCGACCUUGAAGAAUGAAGAUACAUGCUUUUCUUCUGCUAAUACCACUACCUAGAUACUAACCACUUGUAGAUCUUGUUACAUAUGUAUAUAGAGGAGAGGAUAUCUAAUAUAUUGACUUGUUGAAGUAGUGCUGUAUGUGGUGUAUGUGGUGUGAAGUCUUCCCCAGUCUGUGUCUUGACACACAAUGGGUGUGUCAGGCUCUUGUUUACCUUGUCACAUUAUCACAUAGAACUUUGUCAGGAAACUACUAGUUGCAGUGUCUGUCAGUUUUGUGUGUCUGUGAAUAGCUUCUUGAAAAACUGAUACUUUGUGACAUAACUUGUCUUGCAGUAAAAGUCUUUGUGUUGACUGUUACAUGAAUCAACCAGUUGUUGCUACCUACUCGAACAACUGUAUUACUUGUCUAAUCUGUGAAAAAAAUACAACUCGUACCCUCUUUCUUAAAUAGUUGAAACGAAGGUAACGUAAUCGGAUGAUAGUGAAAGUGUCUACGUAGCCAAUGUAGUAUCUUUGAGGGGCGAUGUAAAUUGUAAUCACAGCAGAAGUACAUAAUUACCUGUAUGUAUAUUGUACUUUAGUGGAGGUGUUGUGCUCCAACAGAAGCAUUUUAUCAGCUCAGGGGGAUAUUAUGGUAUUGUAGAGAACAGCUGGAUCUGUUUCAUAGCAUUCAACUUGACCAUGCUGCAGGGUUUGUAUUGAUCUGCAGUUUGGUUUUCGUGCUUGUGAACAGGGUACAACUGGGUGCCAUAGCACAAAGCCAUCUCAGCAAGAAGUUGAUCGUAAGUACCAUACUUUAACAUUGACCUACGAUCAUAGCGAGAAGUUGAUCGUAUAUCCCAUACUCUAACAUUGACUUACGAUCAUAGCCCAAAGUUGAUCGUAAGUCCAGUACCUUAACAUUGACCUACGAUCAUAACGCGAAGUUGAUCGUAAAUCCCAUGCCUUAACAUUGACCUACAAUCAUAGCACUAAGGUUAGUUUGUACAACAGCACCCUAGGCGUAUUUGGUCCAAGUAUGUAGAAGGUGAUUCAUUCUUGAUAUCUGGAUGGAAACAUCGCAUAAAUGAACAGCUCUUGGACUUAAGACAUUGCUAAUUUAAGCUGAAGACUGAGGAUGCACGUAGUGUAAUGACUAAUGACUAUUUACACAAUGAUACAGGUUGUGCUAGUUUACAUGUUGGUAUUUAUGUAGUCAGCCUCACUAAAUCACAAUCACUGUUUGUGAAUCCCCAAGAUCAUCACUUUAAUUGUAGUAGCUGUUGUAACCAGCACCACUCUGAUGACUUCCUCAUGUUCUGCUGAACACAUGCAUAAACAGCUUGGCUCAUUUAUCAAAAUAUAACAUAAAUCACCUCACACAUAAAGUCGACAACAAUUAAACGUCCAAAUAUGCUAUAGUUUACUUUCGAAGUAGCUUAUUAAGUGAGCUUUCGGGAACUUUGCGUGAUCAAUUUAUGAUUACACCUAAUCUUCCACAGCUAUGAAUAUUAAGCAUGAAACACAUAAUUAUAGUCAUACUGCAGGUCUUCUCUCUGACUGACGGGUUGCAACAACUAAAGCAACAUUAUUUCCUGAUAUCAAUUUGUCCUUCCAUUACGAGUAAGUUGUCUACUUUGUUGCAUUGGUGUUAGAGCUUAUGCUUCCUAUCUCUAUGAUGAAGUGAUAUUUGUGAAGUUGUGUAAAUGUUCUGUGUAACCUCAAUGCUGGCGUUGAGGCUUGUAGUUGCUGUAAACCUGUGUUUCACCAUGGUUCUGUGUUGCCAAGGUUAUGUUACUGUGGAUUAGUGCAUGUACAUAGUUCACAUAAACGACAAAAGGUGUCAUUGUCUGUGAAGGGUUGUCUCCCUUGUCAUGUGUUAUAGUGGAUACAGUGUAAUCUUAUUUAUUUUGGUAGUUUGUGUAAUCAUUUUCAUCACUUGUACGAUUCAUGUUAUGUUCAAAAGUCUGUCACUGAUACUGAUGAAACAUGUCAUACGAGGGGCAUUGCUGUAUUAGCAUUCUGGAGCUGUUGUUUACAUAUAACAGCUGUAACACUCUAAUCAGGGUCACUGCCACCCCUCUACAGUGUUUUGUUGCAUGUUGUGUGUACCUUACACAGCAAUGUUACUGUAGCCAUGUGUUAUGUUAAUCAUUACACUUACUUAUCCUUAAUUCUAUUUUGAAUUCAACAAAUGUGUGCAUCAUGAAAAUGUUGCCUGUCUACAGACCAACAAGACAAGUCCUGAAAGCAUUGUGUAGAUAUCCCUGAAUCAUAUUCCACAUGUGGGUUUCUUGGAGGUAAGCAAGGUUUUAAGGGAUGUUUCACCUUGCAUUUCUCAUAACUAAUCGUAUGUCACCAAGUUUAGUUUUCCUAUAUUUUGUACCUUGUAUGUCAAGUGGUCAUCUGUCAAAGUUGUUGCUCUAACAACCAAAUAAGCAUAUUGUGCUUAAAAAUAUACAAUAGGUGCAUACAUGGUCAUGGUCAUGUUUAGUUUACAGUGGGCAACGAAAAUGCAUAAACAUGAUGACCAUACAGCUAGAGAAAACUUUCAUGAAAACUACACCAGACUUCCCCUAAAGAUCUUUUGCAAUGAUUGUAUUAAAAAUUAGUGUCAUCUGGACAAAAAAGACAUUGGUGGAACAUAUUGACAAACAAUGUUUGGCCUUGUUGAAGAUCAAUCUUUGCAGAUAGUUAUCCUGUGGAACUAAGCAACAGAAUGAACUAAUGCAUAGCGAUUAGUAUGUGUUAUGUGAAAAUAUAUCUCAGACAUAUUACGGGGUUUCAGUUUGGGAAGCUGCUGAAAGGCUGAUAAAUGUUCAUAAGCUUCAGGGACUUCUGCUCAGGACAAAAGGACCAAUGAGGAGGGCUUAAAGUGUUUUUAUCUCUUGGAUAAAUGUUAUAUAGAUGUGUAAGCAGUUGUGCUGGAUUCUGUCUAAAAACUGCCAUCAGCUGGUCUUGUAUCUCGAUCAUAAUAAGAAACAACACUGUUUCAAUAUAUGAUAAUGGGUAAUUGUCCUGAACCUUUAUGUAUAAUGUUACAUUGUUGUACAAAGCUCCUGUGUGUUGCUGUUAUGGGUAAAGUCCCGCAUGUUAUGUACAUUGACCUGUGUAUAUAGACCUGUACGUUUUCUGCAGCCCAGCACUGGCUAUGCUCAUGCAUGAGCUAUUGAAGAGUUAUGUAAGGCAGCAUGUGGACCGCAAAGGAGGGAGGGAGGUUGGGUAGAGGAGCUAUAUAUAUGUGCCAAACAAUGGGAUUGGGACUGUUUCCUGCAAGCUUGGAGAAUGGGAGGACUUUGCAGUAGGUUCUCACCUGCUUGCAAUUCUGGUUUAUCACAGGUUGUAGUUAGUUCUGAACUUCCACAAGCCCGUGUUCAAAUGGAUGUAGUUGUGACAUGUUGUAUUUGGGAGUACACUUUCUCAGUAAAGUACAGAUUCUUGUACUUUUGUUGGGUUGAAUCCCAUCUGGGAUUCGACCCACACCCUCAGUCAGGCACCUGAUCCCCAGCACACAAAGUCAGGCACUUAACCCGCUCAACCAGUAAGUUAGUUCUGACUGACUGUUUGGAUGGGUGUUGUUUGUUCUGAGUUUCUCAGAAGCAUGAGCUCAUUUGAUGAAUUUGGUUACACCUGAAUCUUCCAUCCAUGCUAUAGGGGUUUGUGGUGGUUAAGCAAUUCUCAUCAUGAUAUCAGUAUUGUGGGUUGUCCAGUUGAUUCAGGCUUUCGAGAUUAACGUGGAUUAGCGUGCAUUUAGUCCCAACCACAGACACUUACAAUGGUGGAUGUACUUGGUUCAGGACUUCAAUAAAACGGGAGGGUAUGGGUCAAAUCAGCCCUCACACAAGCUUGCAGGUUGAUUUGGUCAAGAUGGUCAACAUCUUCAAUGCAUAAUUGUACAGCUAAUACUGAGUCAUGGGUUGAGCAAUGGCUAUGAAGGGGUCAAGUAUGUUAGACUGUCCAUCGUCUGUGAUAGGGAAUAGCUCCAGAACAGGUGUUGAGGCAUUCAGAAAGAAAGUCUGUGACAAGAUUACUCCUUAGGAACUGUUCCUCAACUGAAGGUUGAAGCAGGAAUCCUAAUAAAUCUUGAACAUCAAAGUGUACAGAGUGACAAGUUCCUGCAUCUUGAGGGCAAAGGUAGUCACUAAUCAGCAUCUAUGGAUAUCUUUGACAAGACUGAAUUCAUCAGACAUGUCCACAAGGCCUGGUGUCAUUUUAACCAUGUAAUGUAUGCUACACUGAGUGUUUAUCAUUCUUUGUAAUAAACCUUUUAUUCCUAACAGUGUUACCAGAUUAUCGUCUGUGAUGUUUCUACACAAACUGUGGUUAGGUUCUUACAGUUAGGUGUCUAUUUGAGAAAACAUUUUAACCCUUACAGUGUUAGAGAACAUUGCUUGUGUCUAACCUGUCAUUUUAUCCCUAGCUGUGGUACAGUUAUCCUACUCAAGCCCACUCAUUUAACUAACGGAACAUUUUAUCAUUAGCAGCCCUCUACUGUGUACAGGCAAUUGUGAAUAAAAGCUGUGUCAGAACCUUU